CCACAGUUACAGUUGAGUGUAGAAUUGGUCUCGAAUUCAUACGCGAGAUGUGAGUGGAAUUUGUUCACUUAUUAGUUCACUGUCUGCAAAGUAAGUGCCAAAAGUUCAGGUGACGUCACCAUCCACAGCGGCACGCGACCCUCUGCUGCCGACGUGGCGCGAGCUCGAGCUCGAGCGGAAGGGUUGCGCGAGCGCGACUGUCAGCAGAACUGAGCACCAUGUCGCAAGGUGAGACCGUGGAAGACCUCAUUACAAAACCUCCCCCUUCCCUCCAGCCGACUGCCUCUGAUGAAACUGCCACCGUAGCUGCAGCCAAUACAGAUGAAGUCCAGUCUAUAUCACAACUCUCACUAGACACAUCAGCCCCUGACAUAACCAAUGUGGCUGUAGAAGAGCACGGCACAACCAAAGGUGUUGAAGAGAUGCAGGUCCACCCAUCAGUAGAAAAACCUGAGGGUCAGGUGACUGAAUGUGUGGAUUCGGUGAGUUUGGAUCCAGAUGUUACACAGGAAGAAGCACAGGGAACAGAGCCCCUGGAUGAGUCUAAAUCUAAAGGCUGGAGUAGUUGGGGCUCCUGGGGGAAGUCACUUCUGACCACUGCUACAUCCACUAUGGGUCAAGGGUUAAGCUCUGUAAAAGAGAAAGCAGGUGUGGCAUUACGAAUCCGUCAGAGCUCAUCAUGUGAGGAGGCAGAAGAGGCUGAUGAGCAUUCUGGGACCGAGACGGCAGAACACGCUCAUUCAGAGGAGGUGCACAGAGGAGUGCUGUCAACCAUCAGCAGUGCUGUUCAAAACACUGGAAAGUCAGUAAUAACAGGAGGUCUUGAUGCUUUGGAGUUCAUUGGAAAGAAGACCAUGAAUGUCUUGGCAGAGAGUGAUCCAGGUUUUAAAAAGACCAAAAUACUAAUGCAGAGAACUGUCUCUCUGUCUCAGAUGUUAAAAGAAGCGAAGGAAAAGGAGAGAGAGAGACUGAGCAGUCAGAUGGUCACAGAACCAACCGCCCACUAUGGGAUCUUGUUUGAUGAUUACCAAGGCCUGUCUCAUCUUGAGGCACUGGAGAUACUUUCCAAUGAGAGUGAAGGGAGGGUGCAGGAAUUCUUGUCCACUUUGGAGGAGGAAGAUUUGGAAGUUAUGAAGAAGGAGCUGAUUGCAAUUAAAGAGAUCUUCAUUACUCAUGAGGAGGAGGAACCUGAUGCUGCCUCAGGGGAAAACGGUGAAGUUUAUUCACAAAUUCAGUGUUCCACUCCUCUCUCUGCUGAUGGAGAGGAGUUUGUCAGUGUUCUUACUGAACUACUCUUUGAGCUCCAUGUUGCUGCAACUCCCGACAAACUGAACAAAGCCCGUAUAAAAGCUCAUGAUUGGGUGCGAGAAGCGGAGCAAUCCCGGGAAGAUGUCAAAAAUGUUACAGAGGAAUUAAAGGAAGAGAGCUCCACCACUUGCCCUGCUCCAGAAAAGGAGGAAGAGAAAGAAGAAGAAAAGAAAGAGAAGGGAAAAGAGGGAGAGAAUGAAGAAAAUAAUGCAAAGGAUGGAAACUCGAACGCUGUUGAGAAGCUAUAUCUGUCAUCAGUGGGCAGUCUUGCUGAGGUGACCGCUCGUAGUAUAGAACAGCUACACAAAGUGGCCGAGUUGAUUUUACACGGACAAGAGCUGGAGAAGCCAGCCAGCCAACAGGCCAGUAUACUGGUCAGGUUAACCAGUGCCAUGUGUAAGGAGGUCAGAUGCCUGGCCCGAAGGUUCUCGGACACAUUACUGGCUGCAGGGAGUCAGAGAAAAGCAGAAGAAGUAAAUCCUCUAGUGGACAGUGUGAUGCUGGAGGGGUGUAAUAGCACUACCUACAUUCACAAUGCAUUCCAGCUGCUGUUGCCUGUUCUUCAGGUCUCGCAUAUCCAGACCAGCAGAACUGCGGCCAAGCCAGCCCCAGAAGCAGCAUCCACAGAGUAGUGCCUGUAUUCUCUUUGUGUGUGUUUCUGUCUGUAUCUGUGUUUUGUGUUUAGGUAUGUUGCUUCAAUAUGAGAGCUUACACCAAAAAGUGCAAUUCUAGUCUAUAUAUAGACUCUUACAAUGAGAUAAUUAGGAAAAUAAGAUUGAAACUCCUAACUUAUUUAGGAAGCUGCUUAUGUAUCAUUUUUUCUUUUUUUAAGUUACUUUACAAAAAUGAAGAUUAUUAAUCAUGUGUUGUAUUGUCUGAGCAGAUUUGAGCAGGUCUGCAACUGCCAUUCACUUAAAUUAAUCAAUCACUCAUACACCAUUACCAGUUUUUGUUUUGAAUAAAAUGAACCAAGAGCAUAAUCUGUAAUAUAAAUAAUAGGAAACUAAAGACUGAAAUUCUCAGUA
Messenger RNA from Onychostoma macrolepis, 2333 nucleotides. It is a transcript of the gene fam114a1, whose product is annotated as family with sequence similarity 114 member A1. The record is from RefSeq and is a predicted model, not a curated record. Lineage: Eukaryota; Metazoa; Chordata; Actinopteri; Cypriniformes; Cyprinidae. The transcript is spliced from 13 exons. The coding region runs from base 219 to 1940 and encodes 573 amino acids.